Molecule: messenger RNA, 2685 nt
Organism: Lycium ferocissimum
Lineage: Eukaryota; Viridiplantae; Streptophyta; Magnoliopsida; Solanales; Solanaceae
Product: pentatricopeptide repeat-containing protein At2g34400
Exons: 3
Coding region: 16-2001 (661 amino acids)
Biological process (GO): RNA modification
Molecular function (GO): protein binding; RNA binding
Source: RefSeq, a predicted model, not a curated record
UUAAAGACCACAAAUAUGAGAGGCCAAAAAUUAAAGACUUCAAGUAAACCCAGUUGCCAUAGUAAAUUUGAAAGCCCAAAUAUCGACCCAAAUUAUGUACUUCUUGAUCUGCUUCUCACAUUAAUCCUUCCACAAACAAUGUUUCUUAGAGCCAAACUCCAACAACAUAAAUUUUCCCGCUUUUUCACAACAAACCAAACUGUCAAUAAUCAACAACAAUGUUUUCCCAUUACUCAACAAGUAUUAUUCCUCUUAAAAAAAUGCAUUACAAUCAAACAAGUCCAACAAAUCCAUACCCAAAUGUUAAUUCACUCUAUAGACAAAGUCAAUUAUUUACUCUCAAAAAUAAUAGACUUAAAAAAUUUAGACUAUGCUACUAUUCUUUUUUCACAUAUUAAUAACCCUAAUGAGUAUGCAUUUAAUAUAAUGAUAAGAGGGUUAACUACAACAUGGCAAAAAUUUGAUCUUUCUUUAGAACUUUAUUACAAAAUGAAGUCAUUAAGUUUAAAAACUGAUAAUUUUACAUACCCUUUUGUGUUUAUGUGUUGUGGCAAUCUUUUAGCUAUGAAACUUGGUAGAUUAGCUCAUUGUGAGGUGUUGAAAAACGGUUUGUUUGUGGAUUUUCAUAUAGGUCAUUCUUUGAUUACUAUGUAUUCGCGUUUCGGGAAGAUGGGGUUCGCGAAGAAAGUGUUUGAUGAAAUGUCACAAAGAGAUUUGGUUUCGUGGAACUCAAUGAUUUCAGGGUAUGCUCAAAGUGGUUGCUCGAGAGAGGCGGUGGCGUUGUUUAUGGAAAUGAGGGAUGAGGGGUUUGAACCUGAUGAGAGGACACUUGUGAGUGUUCUUGGAGCAUGUGGGGAUUCGGGAGAUGUGAAUUUGGGAAAGUGUGUGGAGGAGGAGUAUGUUGUGGGGAAGAGAAUGGAGUUGAAUUCUUUUAUGGGUUCAGCUUUGAUUAACAUGUAUGGAAAAUGUGGAGAUUUGGUUUCUGCUAGAAGGAUCUUUGAUGGCAUGAGGAAGAAAGACGCGAUCACUUGGAAUGCGAUGAUUUCAGGGUAUGCACAAAAUGGGUUGUCCGAUGAAACAAUCUCUUUGUUCAAUGCCAUGAAGGAGGCAGGAGUUAACCCAAAUAAUAUCACGCUGGUAAGUGUUCUCUCUGCAUGUGCUUCAAUUGGAGCCCUGGAUGUUGGAAAAUGCAUCGAUGACUAUGCAUCAAGAAGAGGUAUAAAGUAUGAUAUAUAUGUAGCUACGGCCUUAAUUGAUAUGUAUGCAAAAUCCGGCAAUCUGGAUGAUGCAUAUCAAAUUUUUGAAAGCAUGCCUAGAAAAAAUGAAGUCUCCUGGAAUGCAAUGAUUUCUGCUCUUGCCUUUCAUGGAAGAGCACAAGAAGCAUUAUCCCUAUUUGAGCGUAUGUCACUCGAGAGUAGUGAUGCCCACCCAGAUGAUGUCACUUUUGUUGGAGUACUCUCAGCAUGUGUACAUGCAGGGUUGGUUGAUGAAGGCAAGCGCAACUUUGAUAUAAUGAGUUCAUCAUUUGGUUUGGUUCCGAAAGUUGAGCAUUACUCUUGCAUGGUUGACCUUUUGUCUCGAGCUGGUCGUGUAUACGAGGCAUGGGAGUUUAUUGAGAAGAUGCCUCAAAAACCAGAUGAAAUUUUACUUGGUGCAUUGCUUGGUGCAUGUCAAAAGCUCAAAAAUAUUGAUGUUGGGGAACGAGUGAUGCAACUACUCCUUGAGAUGGAACCGUCGAAUUCGGGUAAUUAUAUAAUAUCAUCAAAGAUAUACGCAAAUCUACGAAGGUGGGAUGAUUCUGCAAGGAUGAGACAAUUAAUGAGACAGAAAGGUGUGACUAAAAUUCCAGGCUGUAGCUGGAUUGAGAUGGAUUCUCAACUUGUUGAAUUUCGUGCUGGCGAUUCGUCACAUCCAAUUGCGGAUGGGAUUCAACAGGCACUAGACUUGUUGUACGAGGAGAUGGCGGUAGAAGGUUAUGUUCCAAAUGCAAAUAUUGUGUAGAAAGUAUGUAAUUUUGCAGCAUGGAUUGUUGGAUAGGCCACUCGAUACCUUUAUGAUCAUCCCGAACUGAAUGCAUGGUCAGUUUGUUGGAUUCAGUAUGACUUGCCAGGUUCAUGUAUUGGUCUAAUACAUAUAUGUUGAUUACCUCAAGUACAUGUUACCAAGUUGUCAGUGACUCUUAACACACUAAUAUUUCUCAUUGACCUGUGGGUGUAGGAUCCUUUUGUGCACCAAAUGAGAAGCUAUAUAUAGAAGAACCAGAAAUGGUAACUGGACAAAGCAAUUUCAUUAAAUGAUGAAGCUUGAAGCAAUUCAAUCUCAGCCAUGCCGAGUGCAUAUUAAGAUUCCUUUCUCAAAUCCUGCAACCAAAGUGAACAUCAUCCAGAAAGUGGGCUCUAUUUUGCUGGACAACGUAGAAAUUUGCUGCUCCUUGACUGGUUGCUUGAUGUUCUUUUGUUGUAACUUCCUCUUUUUGUUGAUGUUCUUUUGUUGUACCUAAAGAGUGAAAGUUUAGCAUUUGAUGAAAAUAUGUAUACUAUUAUAGAAACACUGAAAGAUCCUUUCUGAAAAGAACAUGGCCAACGGCAGUCGAGGGUAUUGUAUUUCUGGGACAUUUCCAUUUUGAUUUAAUACUGAUUAUUAUCUUUUGGUACAUAUACAAAUAAGAAGAAAAUUGAGUAGCCA